Molecule: messenger RNA, 567 nt
Organism: Peniophora sp. CBMAI 1063
Lineage: Eukaryota; Fungi; Basidiomycota; Agaricomycetes; Russulales; Peniophoraceae
Source: the annotation of a GenBank genome assembly
AUGACUACUCCGCUCAGCACGGAAACCCUAUCCUGCCGCCCCGGACCUAACGGGCUUCUAGAGUACUCAGAUAGCGGCGGAACGCAGGUCCUAGACAGGCCUUUCGCAGGCUCCACCGGUGUUGUUGUCUUCCGCGUCUGGGACUCGUUUACGCAUGGUCUUGCGUGUGUACCGCUGCACUUCACGUACGCGGCAUAUUCAGGAGCCCAAUCGUGUCCGAAUGUUCAUCUUCGCACUUCUGUGCCUCGACAUACGGAGCAAAUCAAUUCAUGGCGCUUCUCGCGCGCCGCGCACACAAGAACACGAAGGGCUCCUCGUGCAGAUCUACUUUCUCGCGACUCUUUUCAGGCAUGUGGAGAUACCGAAGUCGGCAUUCGCUACGCGUUUCAUGGGCCGUAUACUGGAGGCCUUUCAUACGCACCUCUGAGGUUUGUCGCUGCGCCGCUCGUAUCUUGUACUGGCUCUCUCGAUGUACCGCGCAAAGGCCGACUUGCUGCGGACGAAACACAGUCGACGGCCGAAAAAAUAUCCAUGACUCCGCUUGACUCUGGUAUACUCUACGGCUAA